AUGUUACGUAAACUGAAAACGCAGGUGACGCAAGCCGUAAACAGUGUUACUCCCUCCGAGCCUCAACACGAGCCACUAUUUAAUGAAAGUAGCACACCUUCAGAAGGAUUUUUAUGUCCCGUAUGCAUGCAUUCAUUUUCUUCUCCAGAUGAGUUGCAGGUGCAUUUUCGAGUGCAUGCAAUUAAACAGGUUGGAAAGCAAAAACUCACUGGUUCCUUCUCAUUUAGUUCACUUGAGAAUGGUUUUAAUGAAUCAGAUGCACUUCAUCUCGAGUUGGACAUGAAAGAACUUAAAUCGCAACUGCAAGACGAGAAGCGCUAUUCAGUGGAAUUAAAAAAAGAGCUUGAUAGGUUGCAUGGUCUCAUCGCAAAUCAAACAGAAAUAUCUGAGGACGAAAUACCUUAUCUUACACAGCAAAUGCAAAUGCUCGAAGCUGGCAAAGCCUUAGCAACAGAACGAAUGCUUGAAAUGGAAAAAGAAACAAGGGGGAUGAGCCGACAGGUUGAACAACUGAAGCAAGAAAAAAGUAGGUUGAUCGAAAAAAUUGGAGAACUUUUGACAAAGAUUGCCAGUAAAACAGAUGAAAUCGAAGAGAAAAAUAACGAAAAAGCUCUUCUGGGUGAUGAGCUAGUGCGCUACAGGGAAGAGAUACAGAAUUUGGAACUAGAAAUCGAAGACUUACGACGAAAACUCGAUCAAAGACCAUCAGAAGAUGACGUCAGCGUGCUUAGGAAGGAACUAGUACAUGCACAGCAACUAAUGGACACAAUAACACAGGAAAAAGAAGAAAAAAUUAAGAAAGAUGUCGGUACAAUACGCAAUAUGGAGCAAGAUCAUAAAAAGUUAACAGGUGAAAUUGCGAUUUUAAAAAGUAAUAUUGAAGCCCUCAAGAAUACGAUUUCCAGAUAUGAUGGUGGAUCUGAGAGACUUAUCGGAGAAAUCAACGCUUUCAGAAAAGUUUGGGAAGAGAAAGCCACAAAUUCAGCUGAAAGAAUCCUUGAUGCUUGUAGGAAAAUCGACGAUUUAGAAAUUACUGUGAAUGGAUGCCGGAAAAAAAUCAUAGAUAAUGGGACUGAAAAAAACAAGUUGUCGGAACUUGAAGAUGCAAGAAAUUCUCUACUGGAGGUGGAAAAAGAACGUAAUAGUUUACAACAAGAAAUCGUGUCAUUAUUCGCUUUGCUGGAUGAACAAAAGCAGAAUUAUGCGGAAAAAAAAAUACAAAUAAUUAAGAAUGAGGAAACGAUAUCUGAGCAUCGAAAAGAAAUUGAACAAUUGAAGAAAAACAUUUCCAAAUUGGAAGCUUCUUUGAACGAAGCAUCCACAAUCGAAGGUAUACUGAAGCAGAAUUUGAAAGAAGCAAAGGCGAAGGAAUCACUUCUGAUGCAAAAAAUUUCUGAAGGCAACGGAGUGGAGAAUUUAGCAAUGAAACAAAUGCAUAAGGAGAAAAUGGCACUCGAGGAAACAGUAAAUAGGUUGAAUGAAACUUUGAAGUCUUUAAAUACCUCGCAUGAAAAUGCAAUAUCUCAGCAUGAAGAGAGCUGGAAAAAGAAUAUAGAGGCUGAAAAGGAGAAAAUGAAGAAGCUAGAAAAUGAACUGAGCAAUUUGCACUGUAAUUACAUUUCUGCUGAGGAAAAGAAUAAAAAAUUAUCUGCAUUGCUAGAAGAAAGAACGACGACAAGUGAGGAAAAGAAUAAAAUAAUCGAAACGGAACGUAUCAAAUUGAAGUCAGCUGUUGAAAAGCUCGCGCUAAUGGAGGAAAAAGCCUUACAGUUGGAUAGCGAACUGCGUGAAAAAGAAACUGCUGCCAUCAGGCGUAAUGAAGAAUAUAUGCAAUUAAAAGAAACAAUGAAAGAGAUGCAAUCAGAAAUGAAGGAAAUAAAAAUAGCGAAAAAAAAGUUAGAAUGCGAUUUAGCGGAACAAAGAGAAAGUUCGAAGGAGAAUGUAUGCCAACUGCAGAAAGAACUUUUCACAUGUGAACAAGAGAAAAUUGUGCUAAAGGAACAAUUUGAAAAUAUUUUGCAGCAAUUUUCUGCUCUGAAUGAAGAAUGUUCAAGAUGUAAGGAUAAUGAAGUUGAAUUAUUGGAAAACAUGAGCCAAAAAGAACUAUUAAUAAAGGAAUUAGAACAAAAUAUCAGGAGUUUAAUGGCUGGAUUGGAAUGUGAAAGGCAUAAUCAUGAUAAGUCUAUAAAAGAUUUGCAGUAUGAACUAAGCCAACUUCAACAGGAGAAUACGGCAAUAUUGACCGCGAAAGAAAGAGAAUUGGUGAUUCAAAUGGAAACAGUUUCUGAAUUGAAGGAGGAACUUCAUGCUAAGGAGAGGCAGUUAUCUGACAUAAUGCAGGAGAUGGAAAGGGUACGUAAUGAAUUGCGCUCAAAAGAAGAAGGAAGAUAUACUCUGGAAAAUGACGCAUUAAAAUUGAAGAGGCAAAACGUGGAGUUGCGGAAGGAAUUGGAUCAGCUUGAAAAAAGCACAUCACAACUCAAAAAUGAUUUUGAAAAAGAAACUAAUUUGCUGAAAAACAGUUUGGAAAACUGUGAAAAGAAUAAAGAAGAAAGCCUGUCGAGACUUCAUGUGCAGUUGGAAGCAGAAAAAAAUAGGCUAAAGGAGAUUUCAAAAGAUAAUGAAGAAAAAGAUGAAAUUUUGAAGCGUAUAAAUGAUGAUUUAAAAAAGGCCAAUGAAGAUUCAAAUAAAUUAAUCAUUCUUCAAAGCGAAUUGGAGAAAAAGAAAACAGAAUGGUUACAAGAAAAACGAGCAUUGCAAGAAAGGUGUUUAACAGCAGAAAAUGAUCUGGAGUUUGAACGCGAGCGAGCUAUUGUAAACAAGAGAAAUUUCGAUGAUGUUCAAACUGCUAUUCGAGAACUUGGACGAGUGAAUCAAAAUUUGCAGAUGGAUUUUGCAAAGCAAAUAUCACGUAAAUGGUUGGAAGAUUCAGAGGCCAUAAAUUGUCAUACUUGUGACAAACCAUUUACUCUUACAAAUCGCAAACAUCAUUGUAGACAAUGUGGACAAAUAUUUUGUGCCUCGUGUUCGUCGUUCACAGCUAAAAUUGCGUCAUCAAGAAAUCCGGUUCGUGUUUGUAAUGCAUGUCACGAAGAAAUUAUGCAUCGAUAA
Molecule: messenger RNA, 3111 nt
Organism: Brugia malayi
Lineage: Eukaryota; Metazoa; Nematoda; Chromadorea; Rhabditida; Onchocercidae
Gene: Bma-eea-1
Exons: 25
Coding region: 1-3111 (1036 amino acids)
Biological process (GO): endocytosis
Cellular component (GO): early endosome
Molecular function (GO): 1-phosphatidylinositol binding; metal ion binding
Source: RefSeq, a predicted model, not a curated record